CAGACACAAACUUGAAAGAUCCAUCAUGGCAGCCAAAGACACAAUAAGAAACAAUAAAACGGAAAUUGUGGCAGCUUUGUGUGGAGACCGCACUCUAAUCCUCAACAAAGUUCAACAGAAAGGUCUCAUAACUGGACGUCAAUACAUCAACCUCAAAGAGAUCCCAGGAAAGAAUGCAGAGGGGCACGUCAUUGAAUUAGUGGAUACGAUCAUGAAUAAAGGAGAGCAGACCUGUCAGAACUUCCUGGAACUCCUGCAAACUGAUGAAGAGAUUACCUCGACUUACUCAAACUUGAGUAACAUACAAAUGAACAUCAGCAUGUCACCUACGCCUGUCCAAGCAACUCCAUCAGUUAACAGAGCUGUUGGAUCACAAGGAAGUGCAACUCAAGAAAAGGAGCUGUAUCAAUUGAAGAGCCAGCCUGUCGGCCUCUGUGUGAUCAUAAACAACGAGAAAUUCGAGAAAGAUCCGAGAAAAGGAACCGACAAAGACGCUGAAAGUUUGGCAGAGGUGUUCAGCUGGCUGGGGUUCAGAGUCCUGAUGUGUAAAGACCAAAACAAGGACCAGAUGCAGAAAUUACUGCAAUACUUUGCUUCUCCAGGCGACUUGUCUCGGCUGCAGGAGUUCAGUGCAAAGGAGUGGUUUGGCAGGGGAUUCAUUGAUCCUCAGAAGGCUCCUGAGCAUGGCGAUGCCUUCAUCUGCUGUGUUCUGAGUCACGGAAAAUUGGGGGAAGUUUCAGGGAUUGAUAGAGAGUACCUCUCCAUUAAAGAAAUAACUAGAACAUUCAAGGCGACAAAAGAUUCAGCCCUCACCGGCAAACCCAAGGUGUUCCUGAUCCAGGCCUGCCAGGGGAGCGAGCUACAACAAGGAGUGCCAUUACCAGAUGUGCAGUGUGAUGGUUCUGAACCAGUAACCACUGGUCUGUUUACUGAUGUUCUGGUUUUCAUUGCCACCGUUGAAGAUUAUGAAGCAGCAAGAGACCCAGAUCAUGGGAGCUGGUUCAUCCAAUCUGUAUGCCAGCAGCUGAAGGAGGGCUGUCUAAGGGGUGAGGACAUCUACACUAUCUUUAACAAUGUGACGAAGGAAGUAAGCCAGAAAGACGGCAGAACCAAAAAAGGUCCAAUAAAGCAGGUGCCUGAAGUGAGGGGCACCCUGACGAAGACUCUUGUGUUGCCGCCACCACACAACUGAAGCUUAAUCUUCACAAAUCACGCAAAUAUUACAGUUUGUCUUGUAUUUAGGCUGUUUUUUAAAAAUGCACUUAUUUGUCUUUUAUCUGUCUUUGCACCCUAAAUCUUACAUUUUUUAAACAUCACAUUGAAUCAUUGCUUUUUAUGAUAUAGGUCUAUCUUAAUAAAUCUAUUUUGCACAAA
Molecule: messenger RNA, 1374 nt
Organism: Scomber japonicus (chub mackerel)
Lineage: Eukaryota; Metazoa; Chordata; Actinopteri; Scombriformes; Scombridae
Product: caspase-8-like
Exons: 6
Coding region: 26-1192 (388 amino acids)
Biological process (GO): proteolysis; regulation of apoptotic process
Molecular function (GO): cysteine-type endopeptidase activity
Source: RefSeq, a predicted model, not a curated record